Colletotrichum higginsianum IMI 349063 is the source of this 894-nucleotide messenger RNA. RefSeq lists its product as uncharacterized. The transcript has 2 exons. The record is from RefSeq and is a predicted model, not a curated record. The coding region runs from base 1 to 894 and encodes 297 amino acids. Lineage: Eukaryota; Fungi; Ascomycota; Sordariomycetes; Glomerellales; Glomerellaceae.
AUGGCCCCUAAACGCGCCGCCGAGGGCGCAACAGCGUCUUCUCCCAAGGAUGGCCAACAGGCAAAGAAACGCAAAGGCUUCCGCGUCGGCCCUGAUAACCUUCCCGAGGGACCAUGGCGCCGAAAGGUCGAGAAGAAAAAGCUGGAACUCAUCCACAAGGCCAAGAUAAAGAAAGCCUACGCCAAGAUCAAACAGAAGGAGCUCGCCUCGCAGGAUUCCUCAAAGGCCCAGCAACAUGACACCGUCGCGGCUGCCGCCGCGUCUGCAAAAGAAGCCUCGAGCGACGACGAACUGGACGAUGUCCAAGAACCCCAAACCAGAGAGCCGUCCAACUCACCGGAACCCGUGGCGAGGGAAGCAGCAGCAUCGACCCCAUCAACAGACGCGACGAGCACGGGCACAACACCAGCCCCGCCUCCUCUCGAGGGGGAAAUCCAUCCCUCCCGCGCCGAAAUGCUCACCAACGACGGUGAGCUCCCGAACCCAAACACCGUGGCUGUGAAGCGCAAACGCGGGCCCGCCGCCGCCACCGGCUCUAACGCCGAUCUCCCCGGCACCCGCAUCGUUACUGCCGCCUCGGGGGACGUGGUAGACGCUGCCGACACCCCCGCUGCGGACCUCUAUGAACCGCGCAAACCCCGCCGCCCUCGCAAGCCGGGCUACUACGAGAAGCAACUCGCCCACGCCGAGCAGAAGCGCGCCGAGGCUGAGGCCCGCCGCGCCGAGAUCCAGCGCCGCCGCGAGGAACGUGAGCGCAAGACGGCCGAUCGCGAGCGGUACCGCCGCGCUAUGGCCAAGGCCCGCAAGGGCGGCGAGGAUGGCCAGCGUCGUCUCGGCAGGGAGAGCGCGCUGCUGCUCGAGAAGGUGAAGCGCAUGGUGGGUGACUCCAAGUAA